AUGGGAGACGGGGGGGUCCUGUGUUUUCACAUGCUUCGCUGGGCUGAGUUAUCCAUCAUCAUUCCAGGAGUCGCCUGCCUCAAGGUCCGUCACUCACUCAACCCCAGAAGUAAGGGAGUGAAGGGUUGGGCUGGCAGGAACGAUGGGGGGGGAGUGGCUGGCAGGAACGCUUCCUUUCUUAUUAGACUGCGUCCCCCCCCCCAUUCCACCACACACACACACACACACACACACAUCCCAAGCAAUGAGUCAAUCAGGCAGUCACUGAGUGGAAUACCAAUCCUGGGCUUUAUCUGUCCUGGGUUCGGCCCCAUUGUGCUCUCUCGUCUGCCAUCCGGCCCGCAUCAGCACGCCUUUGUCUGCCCUUACAGGAACCGUGUGACCCCCCCCUCCCUCUGCUGCUGUGUCAGUCCAUGUGAUGUCACACUGAACAGGUCCUUCACUGCACCGGCCCCUUUGUUACAGGGCUGCACUAACUAGAUUGCUGGCACACUGUAGGGAAGGAGCCAGUGGUUUUAGUUGUGUGUUACGAUUCGUAAAUCUCGUUCAGUGUUCUAUAGCAGGGGCCCAGACUUGAGUGACAGGCUUUGUUUUCCAGGGUCUUGGCUCAGGGCUUCUCUGACAGUGGGAGAUUUGAGGCCCUCUGUAAUCCCACAGUACUAACAGUAAGGGCUUCCUACAUGCAUGGCUGAGUUGUCUCAGAAAAACAGAAGGACUCCAAGUUCCUGUCUUUGUCUCCCGUCAUGUUGGGGCUGUUGCUGCUGCCGCCUGUGUGUUCCUGGCUUGUCCUGUCCAACGGUUUGAAACACUAGGUUACAUGUUGAUCAUACUCUGGAGUAGCAAUGUUACCUUAUUAUAACCAUAUUACAGCCUGCGCCAUAGCCGAUCAGCUAGUUAAAUACAAGGCAAAUGAGAGUGAAGUGAAUGUGUACAGUGAUCAGUCCUAUCCACUUCCCUGGACUGUAUCUGGUGAUGGGUCUCUCUCUCUCUCUGUGGCUCUCCCUGGAUCAGCUCACUAAAAGCAGCCCCUGUCGUUUGUGUGCAAUGAUUAAUUUCACUCACUUACCAGCACUCUGACAAAGGCUGCUGCUAGGUACAGCCGUGCCCCCACCCCAACCCCACAACAAGCUGCCAAUGACGUCCUGUCUCUUUCCACAUCUUCUUUAUUCGUAGCUACAGUGAGCAGCAGUCAUUAAGCAAUUGCCUAGCAUUUUGAUUUCCUCAGUCCUCCCCAUUCAAACUAAUGCAAUCACAAGCCUGCCUGCUUAUGGAUGGAUGCCUGGUUUGGUGGUUUGAUCGUACGUGGUACAAUGCUCUGUAAAUAGAUUGUUGAGCUAGUGUGGAGGAGAGAGGAGAGGAGUGCUCACUCAGGGAGGGAGUCAUUAUUAUUGCGGUGGGUGGGAUUUCACACCAGAGAGGAGACUGAGAGAGGGAAAGCUAGGCCCUGGAAACCACCUGUACUGUAGUGUAGCUCACUGAUCUAGCUAGCUCUCUCUGGGAACAGACACAACCCUGUGCUGCUGGGUUAGUUGUGAAUGCCAUGUUCAUAAAGGCUUUUUAAACUAGCAGGGUCACAUUCAGGUGGUAAACAUUUUAGAUUGUUACAGAAGGUAGGCCCCUAAAUGGCAGGUAAUCCAAAGAAAAAGACUAGUAGACUGUUGCAGACAUGAUUCCUUAUUCUACAUGUCAGUUUUGUUCUACAUAACAUAUUUCUAUCUGAAUGUUCCACAAUGUUGUGCGUGCCCCAGGAAUGUUCUGUUAGUCAGUGUUGUUUCUGGGUCACAUAGGUUUAGACUGGUUUUGUAACGUAUCUCUGUCACAGGCAGCCCCACCCCAAGGGGUAGACGGUAGCACCAGGGACAGGGAGGUACUAACAAGGCCUCUACCCCCAGGCAGGGUGUGUCUCUCUGGGCCUGGCUGCUAGAGAGCCUGGGAAAGGGUGGAUCAAUUAGUCUAGCAGUCGCAAAUCAUAUAGGCUAUGUCAUUUCAUCCAAUAAAAUCUGAUGCAUCAUGAUUCUAUAUUAUGGUCCUCUGUAGCUCAAUUGGUAGAGCGUGGCGCUUGUAACGCCAGGGUAGUGGGUUCGAUCCCCGGGACCCCACAUAUACGUAAAAAUGUAUGCGCACAUGACUGUAAGUCGCUUUGGAUAAAAAGCGUCUGCUAAAUGGCUUAUUAUUUAUUAUUAUUAUGAUUCAAUACUGUAAUUGUAUUGUGAUUUGAUGUUCCAAACACAUUUCUUACCAUAGUAGGCUGUGUCUGCUGCAGAGGGACAAGAAAGAAGUUUGAGAUUUUUUAAAAAAUUAUAUUGCUGAGAACAUUUACAUUUUAGUCAUUUAGCAGACACUCUUAUCCAGAGCGACUUACAUGAGCAAUUAGGGUUAAGUGCGUUGCUCAAGGGCACAUCGACAGAUUUUUCACCUAGUCGGCUCGAGGAUUAGAACCAGCGACCUUUCGGUUACUGGCACAACGGUCUUAACCACUAAGCUACCUGCCGCCAUGUUGCCAAUUGGACCUCUGGAGCAAAAGUAGGGGGAUCCACUUCUCCUUCAUUCCUCCAUGUUGUUUUGUUAGCCAAAUCCAGAUGUCACCCGUCCAAAGUACCAGCUGUGACCAUUUACCAUAGUACUGUCUGACCAGUACAUGUCCAGCAUGUAGCAUAGUACAGUCUGCGACCAGUACAUCUCCAGCAUGUAGCGUAGUACAGCCUGUGACCAGUACAUCCCCAGCAUGUAUGCAUCGUACAGGUCUGUGACCCAGUACAUCUCCAGCAUGUAGCGUAGUACAGUCUGUGACCAGUACAUCUCCAGCAUGUAGUGUAGUACAGUCUGUGACCAGUACAUCUCCAGCAUGUAGCAGUAGUACAGUCUGUGACCAGUACAUCUCCAGCAUGUAGCAUAGUACAGUCUGUGACCAGUACAUCUCCAGCAUGUAGCGUAAUACAGUCUGUGACCAGUACAUCUCAGCAUGUAGCAUAUUACAGUCUGGUGACCAGUACAUCUCCAGCAUUUAGCAUAGUACAGUCUGUGACCAGUACAUCUCCAGCAAUGUAGCUAGUACAGUCUGUGGACCAGUACAUCUCCAACAUGUAGCAUGUACAGUCCUGUGAACCAGUAACAUCCCCAGCAUGUAGCAUAGUACCGUCUGUGACCAGUACAUCUCCAGCAUGGGUAAGCGUAGUACAGUACAUCUCCAGCAUGUAGCAUAGUACAGUAUGUGACCAGUACAUCUCCAGCAUGUAGCAUAGUACAGUCUGUGACCAGUACAUCUCCAGCAUGUAGCAUAGUACAGUCUGUGACCAGUACAUCUCCAGCAUGUAGCAUAGUACAGUAUGUGACCAGUACAUCUCCAGCAUGUAGCAUAGUACAGUGUGUGACCAGUACAUCUCCAGCAUGUAGCAUGGCAGCAUUCUACUGCUUGUACUCCACUCCCCAAGCCUCAGUGGGGAAAAGCAGUUGGUUAUAGAUGAGCCUCAGUGGGGAAAAGCAGUUGGUUAUAGAUGAGCCUCAGUGGGGAAAAGCAGUUUGUUAUAGAUGAGCCUCAGUGGGGAAAAGCAGUUGGUUAUAGAUGAGCCUCAGUGGGGAAAAGCAGUUGGUUAUAGAUGAGCCUCAGUGGGGAAAAGCAGUUGGUUAUAGAUGAGCCUCAGUGGGGAAAAGCAGUUGGUUAUAGAUGAGCCUCAGUGGGGAAAAGCAGUUGGUUAUAGAUGAGCCUCAGUGGGGAAAAGCAGUUGGUUAUAGAUGAGCCUCAGUGGGGAAAAGCAGUUGGUUAUAGAUGAGCCUCAGUGGGGAAAAGCAGUUGGUUAUAGAUGAGCCUCAGUGGGGAAAAGCAGUUGGUUAUAGAUGAGCCUCAGUGGGGAAAAGCAGUUGGUUAUAGAUGAGCCUCAGUGGGGAAAAGCAGUUGGUUAUAGAUGAGCCUCAGUGGGGAAAAGCAGUUGGUUAUAGAUGAGCCUCAGUGGGGAAAAGCAGUUGGUUAUAGAUGAGCCUCAGUGGGGAAAAGCAGUUGGUUAUAGAUGAGCCUCAGUGGGGAAAAGCAGUUGGUUAUAGAUGAGCCUCAGUGGGGAAAAGCAGUUGGUUAUAGAUGAGCCUCAGUGGGGAAAAGCAGUUGGUUAUAGAUGAGCCUCAGUGGGGAAAAGCAGUUGGUUAUAGAUGAGCCUCAGUGGGGAAAAGCAGUUGGUUAUAGAUGAGCCUCAGUGGGGAAAAGCAGUUGGUUAUAGAUGAGCCUCAGUGGGGAAAAGCAGUUGGUUAUAGAUGAGCCUCAGUGGGGAAAAGCAGUUGGUUAUAGAUGAGCCUCAGUGGGGAAAAGCAAGUUGGUUAUAGAUGAGCCUCAGUGGGGAAAAGCAGUUGGUUAUAGAUGAGCCUCAGUGGGGAAAAGCAGUUGGUUAUAGAUGAGCCUCAGUGGGGAAAAGCAGUUGGUUAUAGAUGAGCCUCAGUGGGGAAAAAGCAGUUGGUUAUAGAUGAGCCUCAGUGGGGAAAAGCAGUUGGUUAUAGAUGAGCCUCAGUGGGGAAAAGCAGGUUGGUUAUAGAUGAGCCUCAGUGGGGAAAAGCAGUUGGUUAUAGAUGAGCCUCAGUGGGGAAAAGCAGUUGGUUAUAGAUGAGCCUCAGUGGGGAAAAGCAGUUGGUUAUAGAUGAGCCUCAGUGGGGAAAAGCAGUUGGUUAUAGAUGAGCCUCAGUGGGGAAAAGCAGUUGGUUAUAGAUGAGCCUCAGUGGGGAAAAGCAGUUGGUUAUAGAUGAGAUUGAAAUAGAAUUGGAAUGCCUGAGGCUAGAUUGUCUGUGUAUUGUACACCUCAGGGCACAGAAUUACAUAGACCAUAUUAUAUUGUAUCUCUGUCCCAGUGUCUUAAAGAUGAGCUCUGUGAUAUGCAGUUCUUUUGAGAUGGAAGGACCAGUGGAAGUAGGGAAAUCAUUCCCUAAAAUAUUGUUGACCUUUUUAAAUUGUUGACUUCUUUAGGUCAUUUUGGAUUAGAUAGUGCUGCUCCUGUUCAAUACUGAAUUGGGAGGAAAUGGAGAAAAACAAUGUGGCAACUUGGUUUAUUCUGGCCUAAAGCUAUAGGAUCAUCUGUUACAAUUUAGGCUUGGGGUUACAGAAGGGUUGGUGGAAGCCCUAGUCUGCGUCCCAAAUCGCACCCUAUUCCCUACAUAGUGCACUACAUUUGACCAGAGCCCCAUGGGAUGCAGCUCUAGUUUGAGAGACUGUAGUUGUCCUGUUCAACAGGGCUUCAGUUGAGAAGCCCCAGAGCAGUGUUGGAGGAGUGUUGGGACAGUGAGUAAAAGUCGACACGAAACCCUUCCCUGAGGCGAAGGCAGGAAAGGGAAGUGAGAACAGCUGGUGGAAGGCUGCAGCAGUCCCACUCCCUCCUACCAUGGAGCCCCACCUGCAUUCACUUAUCACUGCAGACCAGGGCUCUCAGAAGGAGUAGAGGAGGGAGGACGACAACACCCAACCCUUCAAUGAUAUGGCCUUUUCACCUUAGCCUGAUUUCCAAGUUCGUUAAAUUGACAUUGUUUAGGCUAAUUGCUUUGCUACUCUUAAAGCAAAAGCCUAAUAGCCUGUCUCAGUAAGUGGUCUUCAUCUUUCACGUUUUUUGCGAUUCAUUCAAGACAGCCCAUCUCUAAAUAUUGAUGAAAAUAAAAUGACUAACUUGGUGGAUCCUCAGGAGUUUGGCAAUGCUACCACCCUUGAAGGCACAAGGCCUAUAUACUCCAGAGGCUGCUAGCUAUAUGCUAGCUCUUUGAACCCAGCUCUGUCAGUGCAGGCUAAUGCUAGGCUAACUCUCCAGCUAACCUCUGCAGUCGUGUCCGUGAUUCAAUAAGGAGUUAUUGAGCAAUAAGGGGGAUGAAGAGAGGCUGCGGUAGAGCGAGAGGAGCAGGUCAGUGGGGUUUCCUGGCGGCGUACUCUGGGGAGUGUUUGCUCGGCGCGAGCAGAUUUAAUCACGCUCGGAGCGGCCCUACCUUUCCUCCUGUUGCCAUGGCCUCGGCCGAGGACUGUUGCCGUGCUACACUGGCAGCCUGUUUUGUUUUCCCAGACUCAGUGUAGUGAGGUCACUCACAGUAAUCCUGCUUGGCAUUGGCACAUAGCAACAGUCCCAUUUCUCUUUCUCUCUAUAAUGCCCUAUGUCAGAGAGUGGGCCCAUCAUGUGAGACAGUGAGAAAGGACAGCAUUGUUGCUGGCUUAUUUUUGUGGAGUUCAGCACCAUGUGUCCUAAUAUCAGCAGUGCUUUUUGAACUUGCCUCUACUCUAGUUCUCGGUCUUCCUCACCCUUAAGGACUACUUUAUUUCCUGACUUUCAUCUGCAAGGCCUUUGAUUGCACAUGGGGCCCAGAGAGAGAGGGUGUGUGAACGUGCCUGUGUUCAGAAGCACAAUUCACCAGUGAACGUUGGUGAACAACUUUCACCCUUUUCAAAUACUAAUUUGCUCUAGCCUGCCUGGAGUGCAAGAUGGGAAUGGUUUGCAGUUUUGGGUCUAUUCUCUUGGUCCUUUAAGCCAGGCAAGCUCAAUCAAGCACAAAUAAUGCAGGUAAUCGGGGGGUAAUUAAUGAGCUGACCAUGGCAUUGGUAUUUGGUAAAUAUUUGUUCUGCAGCACAAGGCCGGUGUACAGUGGUUGUGUUCCAAAUGGCACCCUAUUCCCUACAUAGUGCACUACUUUUCACCAGAGCCCUACUGGACCCCCAGCGAUAAUAGAGGGAGGAGUAUGCUCUGCUCUGCUCUCUCAGCACCUUUAUGGUUCAUCAUCAUCUUCUCACUCACACACAGUGACAUCACUGUAGCCAUCGGCCCUGCAAUCUGCUGUGAUGAGGUCAUUUGGAUUUGUUAUGAUCACCAGAUCUGCCGUGAGGCUAGGUCAGCAUUCACCAGGCUGAGCUCUCUGUCUCUCUCCCUCCGUGUCUCUGUCGUCUCUCCUUCUCUUUGCUACAUCUGUGUAGUGCUCCCUCAUCUCUUUUUACUUUCUCUUUUCUGAAUUAGUAUUUCAGCGCUCACUAGGUUUUUCUUUCAGCAUUCUUGUUUCUCCUGUCUUUUGUGUUCUCUUUCUCUUGCUCUCUCUUUUUUAAAUAUCUUGGCUCAGCAAGGAUUUGGAAGUGGGCCUGAUACGCUCCUGAGAUAAUGAGACAUGGAAUGGGACGGCCAUCUUUCUUUUGUCUGUUUAUGUUGAAUGGAGUUUGAUCAGGAGAUGUUUUUGUCUGGUCUGCAUUCUUCUUGAAGACAGCUGGAUUCACCUCACCGUGUCCAGCCAAUGUCAUGUCAGGUCUCUGAAUAACUUCCCCAAAACUUUGCUUUCUAAAAUGGGAAAACUUUUGAGUGGUUACACCACGUUACAACACACAGCCAUUUAUAUGAUAAUUAUCGUGUUUGUUUUCUGUCUUUUUGCUCCGGGGAUAUUUUUACUCCGGGCGGGUCAGAGAGGGACAGUAGUAUUGACCGGAAUGACCUGAGUGGCUAGGCCCUUAGGGAAGACGUGUUGGUGAGUCUCCAAACACCAUACAUUAUAGCAGCCGUGGAAAAACACAGAAAAGGCCCAUCGUAUUUACUGAAUAGUUUAUAACAUUUCUAUAGCAUUUUUCAUUACAAGUAUAGGCCUAAUCUCAAAGUGCGUACUGAGGCACUGCCUUGAAAAAAUGUCUGUUGUCUCAGAGGGAAGCCGAUUGAUUGGGCCCCUGAGGUGUUACAUUAUGUGUGUGCGUAACGGGAUAUUGACCUGAUGGACCUCCACAGAUUAUGACUAAAUCUAUACAUAUCCCAGGUGGGGGUAUGGUGGGGGUGCUUAGUGACGAGAUGGGAGAAGACAGGAGGGAGGAGAGGGAGAGUUAGCGACUGCUUCUCCUGUGUCGUCAUAAUGACAUCAAACUGGAGGUAGUAGAAGUUCCUUUGCUAAUUGUUAUGUAAUUACGGUAGGGUUUGAGAGGGUAGGUAAAUCUGUGUAUCUCCUCUCCCUCUGUUUUAGUAGCAGUCAGGCUGGAUAGACAACUGUGUUCAGGGUGUGGUGCUGCACCUUCUCACGUCGUCCGUCACUCAGUGUAACAGUUGGAGUUUAAACAGGCUAGUAGCCCAAGACCUGAGCUGCCCUUACCUCACUUCACGUCUGUGUGGAGUUGACAAUGACAUCUUUUCUGGGCAGGAAGAAUGAGUGAAUACACGGCUACAUGGCUUCCCGGGCUGUCUCAAUAAAAAACAGUGGGUCUGACCGUAAAACUGUCACUAAAUCAUGACGGACGGUGAGACCCCUUGACAUUAAUCCAUCGGCGGACGGGUUCGCUUCACAGGCCACCGGGUGUAGAAGUGGAGAGGGAGAUAGAGAGUGUUUUUUUUGCUGUGUGAAUGUAUUUUUUUGUUUGUGUGCAUGCAGGUUUCUUGUGUGUGUUUUGUGUUCAUGUCUUGCUGUCGUGUGUGUGUGUCUGUGUUUAAUUACGCGUGUGUGUGUGACAAGACAAUGUGAAAGAAAAAUCAGUAGGUCCUCUGCCAAAAGUGCUCCUACGUGUCAUUGAGGACAGGCAGGUCUAGUGUUGGCAGGCCUGCUCUGCUCUGUUGGAGAUGUAGGCCUGGAACCUGUUUAGUGGCUGUGCUCAACAUGGCCAGUGUCAGUCUGUGGGGAGACUUCUAACUCAUCCCCAUGAAUAACCCUAACCCCCCUUCUCUUCCCUACCCUCCAAAACAUCCCUUCCCGAUCCUCAAGGGGAACAUUUGUCCCCUAGUAAACACACUAGUAAUUCCCUGCUGCUACAUGAAGGCUGGAUAAACACAGAGAUAAAGCCAAAGAGUAGGCCUAACCAUUUUGAUUGAACAACCAUUUUGAUCCCUUGUCUUGAAUUGACUCAUAUAGACAGGUACAUGAAGGGUUUGUUGUGUCAAUAGUGGGUACUCAUAAGUCUACAUUGUGUCCUCAUUAAGGGAUAAGUACUACCCAACACACUACGAUACUUCCUUUUCUGAGGGCAAUAGACUGAACGCACACUUCCUGGGUGAAGCAAGCUGUGGACUCACUCAAUCUGCCCUUGCAUGUUCUGCAGAGCUUAAAAUAAUCUUCAGUUUGCUUGAACCCUUUGUGGGUCGGUCACUACUCCACUAAUGGGAUACCCAGUCAGGCUCCAGAGCCAGCUGCUGCUGUGUCAGAACAUGAUGGCUCUCGCUCUGUUUGUAUCUCUCUCUCUCUCUCUCUGUCUCUCUCUCUGUCUCUCUCUCUCUGUCUCUCUGUGUCUCUCUCUGUCUCUCUCUCUCUGUUUCUCCCUCUUCCUUUCUCUUUUGCUGUUUUUCUCUUCUCUCUAGCCCCCACUCUCUCUUUCUCUAGUGUUCUCCUCAGCUCUAUCCCUCCCCUCAGCCAGCAGUGGGUAAUCUCUCUGAGUGAUGAAUCUAGUUCUAAUGUACUACAGUGGGAUGUAGACUAAAAUCUCUGGAUGAUGUAGGAUGUGAGAUGGAAUAACAUGACCCCAUGCUGUACUGAGUGGUAACAGGAGAUGGGGGAUAACAUGACCCCAUGUUGUAUUGAGUGGUAACAGGAGAUGGGGGAUAACAUGACCCCAUGCUGUACUGAGCGGUAACAGGAGAUGGGGGAUAACAUGACCCCAUGUUGUACUGAGUGGUAACAGGAGAUGGGGGAUAACAUGACCCCAUGCUGUACUGAGCGGUAACAGGAGAUGGGGGAUAACAUGACCCCAUGCUGUACUGAGCGGUAACAGGAGAUGGGGGAUAACAUGACCCCAUGCUGUACUGAGCGGUAACAGGAGAUGGGGGAUAACAUGACCCCAUGUUGUACUGAGUGGUAACAGGAGAUGGGGGAUAACAUGACCCCAUGCUGUACUGAGUGGUAACAGGAGAUGGGGGAUAACAUGACCCCAUGCUGUACUGAGUGGUAACAGGAGAUGGGGGAUAACAUGACCCCAUGUUGUAUUGAGUGGUAACAGGAGAUGGGGGAUAACAUGACCCCAUGCUGUACUGAGCGGUAACAGGAGAUGGGGGAUAACAUGACCCCAUGUUGUAUUGAGUGGUAUCAGGAGAUGGGGGAUAACAUGACCCCAUGCUGUAUUGAGUGGUAACAGGAGAUGGGGGAUAACAUGACCCCAUGUUGUAUUGAGUGGUAACAGGAGAUGGGGGAUAACAUGACCCCAUGUUGUAUUGAGUGGUAACAGGAGAUGGGGGAUAACAUGACCCCAUGUUGUAUUGAGUGGUAACAGGAGAUGGGGGAUAACAUGACCCCAUGUUGUAUUGAGUGGUAACAGGAGAUGGGGGAUAACAUGACCCCAUGUUGUAUUGAGUGGUAACAGGAGAUGGGGGAUAACAUGACCCCAUGUUGUAUUGAGUGGUAACAGGAGAUGGGGGAUAACAUGACCCCAUGCUGUACUGAGCGGUAACAGGAGAUGGGGGAUAACAUGACCCCAUGUUGUAUUGAGUGGUAACAGGAGAUGGGGGAUAACAUGACCCCAUGCUGUACUGAGUGGUAACAGGAGAUGGGGGAUAACAUGACCCCAUGUUGUAUUGAGUGGUAACAUGAGAUGGGGGAUAACAUGACCCCAUGUUGUAUUGAGUGGUAACAGGAGAUGGGGGAUAACAUGACCCCAUGUUGUAUUGAGCGGUAACAGGAGAUGGGGGAUAACAUGACCCCAUGCUGUAUUGAGUGGUAACAGGAGAUGGGGGAUAACAUGACCCCAUGUUGUAUUGAGCGGUAACAGGAGAUGGGGGAUAACAUGACCCCAUGCUGUACUGAGUGGUAACAGGAGAUGGGGGAUAACAUGACCCCAUGUUGUAUUGAGUGGUAACAGGAGAUGGGGGAUAACAUGACCCCAUGCUGUACUGAGUGGUAACAGGAGAUGGGGGAUAACAUGACCCCAUGUUGUACUGAGUGGUAACAGGAGAUGGGGGAUAACAUGACCCCAUGUUGUAUUGAGUGGUAACAGGAGAUGGGGGAUAACAUGACCCCAUGUUGUAUUGAGUGGUAACAGGAGAUGGGGGAUAACAUGACCCCAUGCUGUAUUGAGUGGUAACAGGAGAUGGGGGAUAACAUGACCCCAUGCUGUACUGAGUGGUAACAGGAGAUGGGGGAUAACAUGACCCCAUGUUGUAUUGAGUGGUAACAUGAGAUGGGGGAUAACAUGACCCCAUGUUGUAUUGAGCGGUAACAGGAGAUGGGGGAUAACAUGACCCCAUGUUGUAUUGAGCGGUAACAGGAGAUGGGGGAUAACAUGACCCCAUGCUGUAUUGAGUGGUAACAGGAGAUGGGGGAUAACAUGACCCCAUGUUGUAUUGAGCGGUAACAGGAGAUGGGAGAUAACAUGACCCCAUGCUGUAUUGAGUGGUAACAGGAGAUGGGGGAUAACAUGACCCCAUGCUGUACUGAGUGGUAACAGGAGAUGGGGGAUAACAUGACCCCAUGUUGUAUUGAGUGGUAACAUGAGAUGGGGGAUAACAUGACCCCAUGUUGUAUUGAGUGGUAACAGGAGAUGGGGGAUAACAUGACCCCAUGUUGUAUUGAGCGGUAACAGGAGAUGGGGGAUAACAUGACCCCAUGCUGUACUGAGUGGUAACAGGAGAUGGGGGAUAACAUGACCCCAUGUUGUAUUGAGUGGUAACAGGAGAUGGGGGAUAACAUGACCCCAUGUUGUAUUGAGUGGUAUCAGGAGAUGGGGGAUAACAUGACCCCAUGUUGUAUUGAGUGGUAUCAGGAGAUGGGGGAUAACAUGACCCCAUGUUGUAUUGAGUGGUAUCAGGAGAUGGGGGAUAACAUGACCCCAUGCUGUACUGAGUGGUAACAGGAGAUGGGGGAUAACAUGACCCCAUGUUGUAUUGAGUGGUAUCAGGAGAUGGGGGAUAACAUGACCCCAUGUUGUAUUGAGUGGUAUCAGGAGAUGGGGGAUAACAUGACCCCAUGUUGUAUUGAGUGGUAUCAGGAGAUGGGGGAUAACAUGACCCCAUGCUGUAUUGAGUGGUAACAGGAGAUGGGGGAUAACAUGACCCCAUGUUGUAUUGAGUGGUAACAGGAGAUGGGGGAUAACAUGACCCCAUGCUGUAUUGAGUGGUAACAGGAGAUGGGGGAUAUCCCUGGUCUUAACCAGUUGUGCUCAGGGAGGAGGGGGCACCCUAUCCCCAUCCCCUAUCUGCUACAUAGUGCACUACUUGGUCAAAAGUAGUGUACUAUGUAGGGAAUAGGGUGCCAUUUGGGACGCAUCCUCAGUGAUUACUGUAAUUAACUUGGUGUAUUUGGAGUCAUGGGCAUUAAAUGGCCGGAAGGAGAGAGAUCCACCCGAAGACUGGCAGAUUAUUCAUCUUCUCAUGGGAAUAGAAUUUAAAUGGGAAUGUCACACUCCAGAUGAGGGAGUCAAACACAUGAGAAACAUAAGCCUAGUCCCAGAUGUAUGUGCCUCUCUGAUUCAGCCGCCAACUCUGACUAUUGUUCUACAUGUUAUGUAUGGCAUGACAACAAUGGCACCAGGACUGUUGGCUAAAGAUACAGGUUAUGGACCAGGGUAGAGAUUGACAAGUCUCAUAUUCCCCUUACAUAACAGGGAAACGCAACACCAGUAGUUGAAAGUAUUUGAUUCUCACUCUCCAUUGAAACGUGUUGUAGAUCUGCAGAGAUUGACCUACGUGCUGUUAACUACUCCCAGCCCCCAGGUGAGAACAGUAGGCGUGUGGUAAAAGGCCAGGUUGAGAACAGUAGCAGUGUGGUAAAAGGCCAGGUUGAGAACAGUAGGUGUGUGGUAAAAGGCCAGGUUGAGAACAGUAGGCGUGUGGUAAAAGGCCAGGUUGAGAACAGUAGCAGUGUGGUAAAAGGCCAGGUUGAGAACAGUAGGUGUGUGGUAAAAGGCCAGGUUGAGAACAGUAGGCGUGUGGUAAAAGGCCAGGUUGAGAACAGUAGCAGUGUGGUAAAAGGCCAGGUUGAGAACAGUAGCAGUGUGGUAAAAGGCCAGGUUGAGAACAGUAGCAGUGUGGUAAAAGGCCAGGUUGAGAACAGUAGACGUGUGGUAAAAGGCCAGGUUGAGAACAGUAGGUGUGUGGUAAAAGGCCAGGUUGAGAACAGUAGGCGUGUGGUAAAAGGCCAGGUUGAGAACAGUAGCAGUGUGGUAAAAGGCCAGGUUGAGAACAGUAGCAGUGUGGUAAAAGGCCAGGUUGAGAACAGUAGCAGUGUGGUAAAAGGCCAGGUUGAGAACAGUAGCAGUGUGGUAAAAGGCCAGGUUGAGAACAGUAGGCGUGUGGUAAAAGGCCAGGUUGAGAACAGUAGCAGUGUGGUAAAAGGCCAGAUUGAGAACAGUAGACGUGUGGUAAAAGGCCAGGUUGAGAACAGUAGGUGUGUGGUAAAAGGCCAGGUUGAGAACAGUAGCAGUGUGGUAAAAGGCCAGGUUGAGAACAGUAGCAGUGUGGUAAAAGGCCAGGUUGAGAACAGUAGGCGUGUGGUAAAAGGCCAGGUUGAGAACAGUAGCAGUGUGGUAAAAGGCCAGGUUGAGAACAGUAGGCGUGUGGUAAAAGGCCAGGUUGAGAACAGUAGCAGUGUGGUAAAAGGCCAGGUUGAGAACAGUAGGCGUGUGGUAAAAGGCCAGGUUGAGAACAGUAGGCGUGUGGUAAAAGGCCAGGUUGAGAACAGUAGCAGUGUGGUAAAAGGCCAGGUUGAGAACAGUAGCAGUGUGGUAAAAGGCCAGGUUGAGAACAGUAGCAGUGGGGUGAAACCAGCUGUCUCUGGGUCUUACUGUCAUCUCCUGUCUGUACUGUAUCAUGUUGCCUAGUGAGGGUGUGUGUGUUCGAAAAAGGGAUUUGGAAAACGGAGUUCCCCUGGAAUCUGAACUGCUGGCCCUGAUGGUUGGUCCCCCUUUCCUGGAGAAUGGUGACUAGAGAUGGUGAGAUCAUCUGUCAGAGUUUGAGGGGAGGAGGAGAGUAGGGUGGAGGGGUUAAUGUGUGUAGGUCAGGGCUGCGUUUUGGCACAGCUGUGGCACCUCUGCAGGAUGGGUACCACAUCUGGAUCAGCAGAGUAGGGUGCGCGCGCGCGGAUAUCAAGGAAACGUAAUAAUACAACUAAUUGUUGACAUUGAUUUCAUAGACAUACUGACAGAUCAGAGGGUAGUCGAGGAAAGCCUCAGUGGAUUUUGUUCCCAUUGAUUGGUUUUCAUUACCUGUCACAAGCUAUUCUCUUCUCAUUGCGCGAGAGAGACGGAGGGAGAGGGAGAAGGUCGGGUAGACCGGUUGGCUGACAACGUCAUGAAAACGAUGCACACGCUUCAAUGGGGCAGGAGGGCAGGAGCUGUUGUGAUUCUGGAUGGUCAGAUGGCAACAAUGACAAGAAACUGCCAUGUGGGGAAUCGUAGGUGGCUCGUUUCAGCUAGUUUCAUCUUGUUCUUGAUACCAUGUGUUGUUCUGAGGUGUUUUGACUGAUGUCACGUCUAUGCUAAUAUGGCAAAAAUCCGCUAGCUAAGCAACAACUGUAACGAUGUAUUUGAGACAAGUGCUCAUUGUGCAAAUGUAUUUAUGUUUUCAAUAAACAUUGGAGACUAAAUAUUGUUUACAUGUUGUCAACAAUCUAAGCCAACCUGUCUGUUUUGCCCCAUAGUUGCGCAAGCGUCGGUUUUGUUGCUAAACAACCAACCCGUCUAUAGUGUUCUCUCCUCAACUCCCUUGUGAGGAAGCUUGUGAUGACAUUCCACAGAGAAAGCGUUUCCCCCAUCAACAGGUGCAUUAUCAUAUUAAUGAGGUCAAACAUUUCUGUGACCAAAACAAAGAGGAAUAAAAAAAUGAGAGAUGCAUUAUUUAUUUAGGCACAGCCACCUCCGCUAGAGUUUCAGGUCGUUGUGUAAUUCAAAUCCAGUGUGUCCAAUGGCCAUUAGCCUUAACCCCCUUGAACACAGCAUCGAAAGCAAGCACGAAGUCACAAUCCUCAGUGGACUCAAUGAAUUUGUAGUUAAGUUUUAUGGACAACAAGGAAGUAAGUGUUUUUUCUUAUUCAAAUCAUUUCUAUAGAUGUGAGCUGCUCAUGUUAUGGAAAUGUUUCUGUCCUAUUUACCUAUUAACUGCCUUAUGUUUUUAUGUCCCGCCCCUAAUCAAAUAACUUCAUACAUUCUCCAUUGUUAAAGUGAUCGCCUAGUUCAUUACAAAAUGAUCCCAGACUAAACCACUUUUGAGGUCUGAAAGCGUCUGACAAACGUUUACUUUGAAGUGGAAAACCACUAACUAUCACUUCCAGACAACAGGUUUCAAGUAUGUUUUCAUACUGUAUGUCAUGUCAUGAAUCACUAUCAUGUCUGAUGUUUACUCAUAACAGAGUACCACAACAGAGAUUGAGUUAAGAUGGUCCCAUUGGACUGAAGCCAGGCCCUCCGGUCAGCUACCACAACAGAGAUUCAGUUAAGAUGGUCCCGUUGGACUGAAGCCAGGACCUCCGGUCAGCUACCACAACAGAGAUUCAGUUAAGAUGGUCCCGUUGGACUGAAGCCAGGACCUCCGGUCAGCUACCACAACAGAGAUUCAGUUACGAUGGUCCCGUUGGACUGAAGCCAGGCCCUCAAGUCAACUACCACAGGAAUGUCAGCCUCCUGUUCUGUUUUGAACGCUGAGUGAAGUUCACGGGGGCAGGAGAGGAAAAUGGAUUGGAACGUGGCCUGUAGAGGAGGUGUAGGUGGAGAUACUUCACACUGUGUUUUUCACAACAUCUGUCUCACCAAACCCUCCCCUGAUUCCACAGCAAUAAAGAGAGGAUGUGUGUGUGUGUGGUUACGAUGCAGACAGAACAGUAUUCUGAGAAAGGACUCUUUGGAGUACAUACACUAGUGUCUGUUUUCUGAGUGUGUGCAUGCAUGUGCUGUCCCGUUCCAGUUCGGCACCACGCUCUUAUUCUGCGCCAGGUAUUCUGGUAGUUCAUGACACACACAACCCCUCUCCAUUGGAACCCAGUCAUGGGAUGUCUUUGUUAUAGAGAUUGAUCUGGAAGUAAAGAACUCUUCGCUGCCUAUGGCUAAAAUACUCUACUGCUCAUUUUACCAUUAUGCUGCCUGUUCCUCUCACUGUUGAUGUCAGUGGUAUAGAGAAGACUGUUCCUCUGACUGUUGAUGUCAGUGGUAUAGAGAAGACUGUUCCUCUGCUGUUGAUGUCAGUGGUAUAGAGAAGACUGUUCCUCUCACUGUUGAUGUCAGUGGUAUAGAGAAGACUGUUCCUCUGCUGUUGAUGUCAGUGGUAUAGAGAAGACUGUUCCUCUGACUGUUGAUGUCAGUGGUAUAGAGAAGACUGUUCCUCUGCUGUUGAUGUCAGUGGUAUAGAGAAGACUGUUCCUCUGACCAGUGUGAAGACUGUUCCUCUGCUGUUGAUGUCAGUGGUAUAGAGAAGACUGUUCCUCUGCUGUUGAUGUCAGUGGUAUAGAGAAGACUGUUCCUCUGACCAGUGUGAAGACUGUUCCUCUGCUGUUGAUGUCAGUGGUAUAGAGAAGACUGUUCCUCUGCUGUUGAUGUCAGUGGUAUAGAGAAGACUGUUCCUCUGACCAGUGUGAAGACUGUUCCUCUGCUGUUGAUGUCAGUGGUAUAGAGAAGACUGUUCCUCUGACUGUUGAUGUCAGUGGUAUGGAGAAGACUGUUCCUCUGACUGUUGAUGUCAGUGGUAUAGAGAAGACUGUUCCUCUGCUGUUGAUGUCAGUGGUAUAGAGAAGACUGUUCCUCUGACUGUUGAUGUCAGUGGUAUGGAGAAGACUGUUCCUCUGACUGUUGAUGUCAGUGGUAUAGAGAAGACUGUUCCUCUGACUGUUGAUGUCAGUGGUAUAGAGAAGACUGUUCCUCUGACUGUUGAUGUCAGUGGUAUGGAGAAGACUGUUCCUCUGACUGUUGAUGUCAGUGGUAUAGAGAAGACUGUUCCUCUGCUGUUGAUGUCAGUGGUAUGGAGAAGACUGUUCCUCUGACUGUUGAUGUCAGUGGUAUGGAGAAGACUGUUCCUCUGCUGUUGAUGUCAGUGGUAUGGAGAAGACUGUUCCUCUGACUGUUGAUGUCAGUGGUAUAGAGAAGACUGUUCCUCUGACUGUUGAUGUCAGUGGUAUAGAGAAGACUGUUCCUCUGCUGUUGAUGUCAGUGGUAUGGAGAAGACUGUUCCUCUGCUGUUGAUGUCAGUGGUAUAGAGAAGACUGUUCCUCUGCUGUUGAUGUCAGUGGUAUGGAGAAGACUGUUCCUCUGCUGUUGAUGUCAGUGGUAUAGAGAAGACUGUUCCUCUGCUGUUGAUGUCAGUGGUAUGGAGAAGACUGUUCCUCUGCUGUUGAUGUCAGUGGUAUAGAGAAGACUGUUCCUCUGACUGUUGAUGUCAGUGGUAUAGAGAAGACUGUUCCUCUGCUGUUGAUGUCAGUGGUAUGGAGAAGACUGUUCCUCUGACUGUUGAUGUCAGUGGUAUAGAGAAGACUGUUCCUCUGCUGUUGAUGUCAGUGGUAUGGAGAAGACUGUUCCUCUGCUGUUGAUGUCUUGGUAUAGAGAAGACUGUUCCUCUGACUGUUGAUGUCAGUGGUAUGGAGAAGACUGUUCCUCUGACCAGUGUGAAGACUGUUCCUCUGACUGUUGAUGUCAGUGGUAUGGAGAAGACUGUUCCUCUGACCAGUGUGAAGGGCUACAGCCCUGCAGUGUCAAGUCCAUAGGUUUUCUAUGGUUAAGUCUCUCUGCUGUAAUCCUUGUACUGAUAUUAAGUAUCUCCCUCAAUGAUGUCAUUAGUGUAUAUAAUAAUAAUAAUAAUAAUAAUAAUAAUAAUAAUAAUAAUAUGCCAUUUAGCAGACGCUUUUAUCCAAAGCGACUUAGUCAUGCGCGCAUACAUUUUUGUGUAUGGGUGGUCCCGGGGAUCGAACCCACUACCUUGGUGUUACAAGCGCCGUGCUCUACCAGCUGAGCUACAGAGGACCACAAUAUAAGCCUACCAGACCUGGGUUUAAAUACUAUUUCAGAUAUCGCAAUUACUUUCACAUACAUUUGAAGUAUUCAGAUAUCUUAUAUUUGAAAAGACAAGUAGUUGAAUAUUUUUAUGUAUUUGGAAAUACACUUGGAAAGUAGUUGAUAUACUCAAAUACACUCCCAUGUAUUUGGAAAUGCUGUCAACUUUCUUUCUUUUUUUAUAUAUAUAUUUUUUUACAAAUAACCAGUCAAAUGCUCAAAUAAAAGUACUUGUUUGGGGCUGUGUAUUUGAAAAUACUCAAAUACAGAUUUAUUUUUAAAAUGCCAGAUACUCAAAUGCACAUGAAUUUGAACCCAGGUCUGAAGCCUACAUGUCUAUGUACAUAAAUGGAGAAGAAGGCACUGCACACCGCAAUCUAUGUUCCUAAUGUGGUUUAUUGGUGAAAAUGUUGGUCACCAAUCAACCACAUGACAGCAUAGGUCUAGAUUAGGAAGUGCAGUCUCUAAUUCUACCAUUUACCGAACUGUUUUGAUAUUCCAGCAGCUGCUCAAAGAUAUUGGAUGUGCAUAUGUGAUCUUUUCCUGUAGCAUGUCUGUUAUCCCCCUCCUCUCUCUCUGUCUCCUCCCAUCCAGCAGCGUACGAGGGGGGCGUCUGGAAGGUGCGAGUAGAUCUCCCGGACAAAUACCCUUUCAAAUCCCCGUCAAUAGGUAGGGGGUUGGCAUGGGGCCGCUGGGGUUCAAUUCAAAAGGUAGGGGGUUGGCAUGGGGCCGCUGGGGUUCAAUUCAAUAGGUAGGGGGUUGGCAUGGGGCCGCUGGGGUUCAAUUCAAUAGGUAGGGGGUUUGCAUGGGGCCGGUGGGGUUCAAUUCAAUAGGUAGGGGGUUGGCAUGGGGCCGGUGGGGUUCAAUUCAAUAGGUAGGGGGUUGGCAUGGGGCCGGUGGGGUUCAAUUCAAUAGGUAGGGGGUUGGCAUGGGGCCGGUGGGGUUCAAUUCAAUAGGUAGGGGGUUGGCAUGGGGCCGGUGGGGUUCAAUUCAAUAGGUAGGGGGUUGGCAUAGGGCCGGUGGGGUUCAAUUCAAUAGGUAGGGGGUUGGCAUGGGGCCGGUGGGGUUCAAUUCAAUAGGUAGGGGGUUGGCAUAGGGCCGGUGGGGUUCAAUUCAAUAGGUAGGGGGUUGGCAUAGGGCCGGUGGGGUUCAAUUCAAUAGGUAGGGGGUUGGCAUGGGGCCGGUGGGGUUCAAUUCAAUAGGUAGGGGGUUGGCAUAGGGCCGGUGGGGUUCAAUUCAAUAGGUAGGGGGUUGGCAUAGGGCCGGUGGGGUUCAAUUCUCAGUUCACACACAAAAUAUAGAUAUCUAUUAUUAUUGUCACAAACACCGGAUAGGUUCAGUUUUACGUAUUGCUCAUCUUCUUUAGCUGUUGUUUUUUCUCUUUCGUUUGCAGGAUUCAUGAAUAAAAUCUUCCAUCCCAACAUCGAUGAAGCGUAAGUUGAUCACGACUUCGGAUUGAAAGGAACACUGAAAUAGUACAGGGUGUCCUCUUUCAUGAGUCUCAUUACCUUAACCUUGUCUUGUGUUGCUGGAGCUUUUCUAACCACAAAUCCAUCUUAAGCCACCAGCCCUAACCUUAACCCUGGCCCUAACCUUUUGACCCUAACCCGUAGUGAAGAACUAAUAGCUAAUGAGCUUGCGCAUGCAUCUAGUGACCAUCUAGUGAUGACCUUGUUAAACACUUGCAUGCCCAUCUCUAAGGUCCUGUAGCAUAAUCUGAUUCAAUUUUCAUUGAAUGUCCAUUCAAAGACAUCAAAGGUUUGUUUGGCUUGUCUCCCAGAUCAAAUGGUGAGAGUGGGCAUUGGAGGAUUCAAAACACAGAACAACAGUCUGAUCCUCUAUGUUAACUGACCAUAAUAAUCUGUCCUGAAUACAAAACAUGAAAACACUCAUGAUGAAAACAUUGCCUCAUGCAUUUCAGGGGUGAAUUUUUAAAUGAAUGUAUUCUCCUCUGUCACCAACCUCACUUUGGGCCGCUCCUCACUGUUGUGUAGAGAGGAAGUGUCUAUGAGAGCCUCCUUAACCCCCUCUCUUCUCCUCUCAUCUCCAGGUCAGGAACAGUGUGUUUAGAUGUCAUCAACCAGACGUGGACGGCCCUUUAUGGUGAGUGGGGUGGCUCAGAGCUUGGGUAUGUGUGUGUUUGUCUGUUUAUGCAUAUGUGUGACACAGGCAACCUGUCCAGUGUAAAAAAUAAUUUUAAAAAAAUGGCCGCUGGCGUCACUUGAGGAAAAAGUAGUGGGUGUGGCUUCAUGUAGGAGCGGAGCGCGGUCAGCUACCCACAGUAAGAGGAUUACAGGGAAAAGGCCUGAGCCAGCAAAGUCAGAAAAAAGGUGGGCCUAGCUGCAUCUCCUCACACUAAUAAUUAACAACUCUUCAGCUGAGAGAACAGAACCGCACUGGUUCUUGUUCUCUGUCUCUGUGUGCCUCUGUUUCUCACUCUGUCCUCAUCUCUUACCCCCCUCCAUAUUGCAAUUAAUUCCUCAGUAAUAAUGACCAGUCUCUCUACAAACUCGUUCCACGGAGGGCUGAGUGUCUGCGGGGUUUCUCUCCGCCUUUGAACUUGAUUGAUGAAUUAUGAUCUCUGAUUUAGUAAGGAACUCCCCUCACCUGGUUGUCUAGGUCUUAACUGAAAGGAGAAACCAAAAACCAGCAGCCACUAGGCCCUGCAUGGAAUGAGGUUGACCCCCCCUGCUCUACACGGUUAAGACAGCAGCACACUGGUGUAGAUGACCUUGUGAUUAUCCACAACAGAUGUUUCAUUAGCUCUCACUAUUUACUUUCACUGGGGUUUUCACAUGAACCCACACGGGAUGCCAAACAUGGCUAUAACUUACCACUGCACUUAUAGAAACUGAUGUUUCUAGAGACUAAUCAAUAUGGAACGGAAUGGAUUUCUUAUCAGAAGAUUACAGAGUUAUUACUGAAGUUCUGAAGCCUCCCAGGUUCAUUCUGCGCAUGGUUCGUUCUGUGUGUUUUGGACCGCGGCUUUGUUUUUGUUCGAGAUAAGUCACUCAAGUUAAUUAGGCAAUAUGGUUGAUUUGGCUACUGUGGGCUUUGCCAGUGUUUUUGAAUGGACUUUGAGAGCUCUAACAAAUUAGCUUUCCAGAACUGUAGUGGAGGGGUUGGGACAAAAACAACCCAAUCAAUGAAGCAUUGUCUACUUUAGGUCUUGAUUAUGGGUAGGGACCAAAUACACUUGAUUUGAUGUCUAAAACACUGGGUUACAGUCAGUCUAAAGUUUUACCCAAUAAUGUGUAUUUUCAGAUCAUAUUUGUACUUAACCAAUAGAGACACCCAGUCAAUGGAUAUCAACCCUGUAUUGCUGAUGCUGUGAUUUGGCCAUUGAGAGGUUUUGAAGCCACCGGUCGGCUAUAUGGGCGAUAUGCACAGGCGAGCAUGACGUAUUUCCGGUUAAAUCUCAGGAUGGAUGUAAACUUCCGGUUAUCGUAGAAUGCUGUGCUACCGUAUGCUAGCAUUGAAUGCUUGUCGUCAAAAACAUCCGAAACGGUUAAUUUUCGUUGUUGUUGUUUAUCUUAAUGUUUGUUAAUGUUUUUACUUGUAAUACUUCGUCUUGACUUAUAACACGAUGACGUGUAAACGUACGAAAGUGUCCUUUCAAAAACGGGAUGACAGCUCUUCCAGCCAUCACUGCUGUGUGCCGCAAUGUACAGUGUCUGCCAGAUGCAAUUCUUCUGUUAGUUUUUUUACUUUUCCCAAAGACAGUGAAUUACAUAAACGGUGGGUGAUUAACAUUUGACGAGUCAACUUUCUUACAACAAACACACGAGUCUGCAGCCGACACUUUCUAAGUGAAGAUGUGAUAGAGCCUCCGACGGAGAGAUGCUAGUAUGCAUGUGACACAACUGUCUGGUAUUGAAAUGAUACAAACCAUUGUUCGUGGUUUAUGCCACUUCUGCUCUGUUUCAGUGCACGAAAGUACAGGAGGGACGACAGACAUGCCACAUUCAGAGUAAUGGGCAGUCUGAUAUAGUAAUGCAACUAGCUUUUAACAAGCACAACUGGCUGUGAAUCACGCAAUGUCAUCUGAAAUACACAGAAGCAUAAUUGAAUGGGUUUUGAAAGACGAGGGUCUGCAGCAGCAGGAGUAGGAGCAAAACUUGUUCUUUCUACUUUUUACUGGUGUAAGCAACUUAUCUACUGUCUCGUGUCACUUUUGUGCUUUCUGCAUCACUUUCCUACUGUCUUGCACCACUUGGCUAUACUGUCUCCCACCACUUACCUAUUGUCUUGUGCCAUUUACUUACCUUCAAACAGUAUUGGCAGAGCAGUAGGUGAGUGGUGCAACAUUGUAGCCUAGUACCAAUAACAACAGUAGAGUGAAGGUUUUGCUCCUAAUUCCUCUUGAAAAGUAGAAACAUCAAGUACAAAAGCAAGGAAGUUGGGCCAUAUGUUUAUAAAGAAAGAAGUAAAGAUGACAGGACAGUUUUGAGUAGAACAUCAGCAGUUUGAAGAAUAGCUGAGUGGAAUAUGUUACUGUCAUUGCAGUCCUCAAGUCAGGAAAAAGUAGUAAUCUCAUUAUUGUUUACAUUUCAAACCAAACUCCAAUUUGUUUCCAACAGACCCGACAACAAAGCAUGGCAAUUCCCACUCAGCUACCCUGGUCUGUAUUAGGCUACCACUGUUCAGCUAUCGUGAAAACCACUACAGUUCUAAAGUGUUCUCUUAGCAAUGGCAAUCAAAGCUGUGGUAACAUUAAACGAGUAAAACAUGUGUUGAACUGAACUUUGAACAAGUUCAACAGAACUUUGAAAGUGUCACUUAAUCUAGUGCUACUCUCAGCUGGUGUGGUGGCAUUAGUUUCUUCAUUGAGCGGUAGCAGUGGGCUCUCACAGAGAUCUCAUUUGUAGCCCUGUUUUUACCUGAUACUUUCAUAAAAGUACAAACACAUGAAGUGAGGUAUAUACACAUGAUUAAACUUUAUUUAAAGCAUUGAUUGAUUUAAAGCAUGAUUAACCUGAAGCAGGACGGAGUCAUGACUUAAAACACCAAAGCAAGGCUUCUAGCUCAGGCUAGCUAGCGUUAGCAUAUUACCUUCAAAGUUGCAAAGAAAAUAAGAAAUGUAAAAUGUGAAGCCUUUAUCCAGUUUGCUACGUGGUGUCGUACUGGAUGUCCGGACGACCCUCCGUAUAUCAUUAACAGAUACUUUAGGCAACUCCAGCAAACACCUUGUAAACUUCAUCUCUGCCAUCAUAACGGUCUACUGUCACUGUCUAAUGCUUUUUUGCGGUAACCGGAAAUGUCCAAGCAUCCUUACGCCAAUGCGGAAGUGAUGCGUGCAUAGAGCCUAUUGGCACUCCCCAGUAGGAGCAGUACUCCAUAGGAAUUAAUGGAAUUCUACAGUAUUUCAAUUAAAUGUUUCAAGGACUAUAUUACAUGUAUUUAAGUAUUUUGUUGUUGUAGUGGGGACAAUAACAUUAAUAAUCUACAAAAAUUAUACUUUAAGGAAAAUGUUUUGUAUUUAUUCAUUAUUUGUAAAUGUUUAGCUUACAUAAUAUAAUUGAAAGUAUACAUUAAAGUGUCUAUAAUAAAUGUGGUAAAAACGAAUGUAGACAUUAUUCAACUGAUUUCUAUAGCUUCCAAUGGAGGGGGAGUGCCAAGAUGGAGGCACUGUGACUUCAACACAGCGCUCCCUAGCAGUCAUCUAGUAUAUAUAUAUAUAUAUAUCAUUGCAUCCAGUAGACAUCUGCAGCAUUGCACAUUUUCCAUUGAGCGUUAAUUUUCUUGCAGAGACAAAGCAAGGCCUGCAACCGUAUGUCUAGUGGAAGGGCCUUCCUCUGGCAGGAUGUUUUUUUUUUUUUUUUUUUACAUAGAGGCCCUUUACUCAUCACUUAUCCUAAAAUGAUUGGAUAGGUGUAAGCAAGGGUUCGAUUACAUAACUAUCACCUAUCCGGUCAUGUCAAAUCUGCAGUUAUGUCGGAAAGGAUGUUUUUUUAAAGAAUGCUUUAAUUGUAAAAGUCAAUAUUUUAGCAAAGUCUUAGUUCAUUGUGGUCUGUUUUAUCGAUAUCUCUGUGUCUCGCUCUCGCUCUCUCUCUCGUCCACUCCCACAGAUCUCACCAAUAUCUUUGAGUCGUUCCUGCCUCAGCUGCUGGCAUACCCCAACCCCAUCGACCCGCUGAACGGAGACGCGGCCGCCAUGUACCUCCACCGGCCAGAGGAGUACAAACAGAAAAUCAAAGGUACGCCUCGCUCCAUACGCCUUGCUUUACUCAGUGUUGUCUGUGCCAAGGGAAUUCAGUAGUGCAGUAGAUACCCCUGCCUUAAGCCAAAGUCCACCCUUUGUUCAGAUCUGAUAUACUAAAGUGUGUGUCUUGUCUGUCACUCCUGGCUGUUGCUUUGUUCCCUGUUUUAAAGCGCCCGUGUCUGCUCCCUGGCUCGGAGCUCUUAGCCAAUGAGGAUGAGUCUUACUGACCCUGCUGCCUUGCUCUCCACAGAGUAUAGCCAAUGAGGUUGAGUGUUAAUGACCCUGCUGCCUUGCUCUCCACAGAGUACAUCCAGAAAUAUGCAACCGAGGAGGCUCUCAAGGAGCAGGAAGAGGGCCAGGGCGACUCCUCAUCGGAAAGCUCCAUGUCGGAUUUCUCUGAAGACGAAGCCCAGGAUAUGGAGUUGUAG
Coregonus sp. 'balchen' is the source of this 24475-nucleotide messenger RNA. The record is from the annotation of a GenBank genome assembly. Lineage: Eukaryota; Metazoa; Chordata; Actinopteri; Salmoniformes; Salmonidae.